Messenger RNA from Cryptomeria japonica (Japanese cedar), 984 nucleotides. RefSeq names its product transcription factor MYB17. Lineage: Eukaryota; Viridiplantae; Streptophyta; Pinopsida; Cupressales; Cupressaceae. The record is from RefSeq and is a predicted model, not a curated record. The transcript is spliced from 6 exons. The coding region runs from base 1 to 984 and encodes 327 amino acids.
AUGAAUGCUUCUUCGUAUUGGAUUUCAGCUAAGCUUUUUCUUGUUUCUUCAAUUGCUGAUAGAGUACUAGAGAAGGAGAAUUUUGGAUGGGAUGUUCAUGGUUUCCAAGGUGAUAUAAGGAUGGAAGUAAAGAAGGGUCCAUGGAGCGAAGAAGAUGAUCAGAAACUCAUCGACUACGUAAAUAAGCACGGCCAUGGUAAUUGGCAUAAGCUUCCAAAGGAAGCAGGUUUAUUGAGAUGUGGGAAGAGUUGCAGACUUCGUUGGGCCAACUAUUUGCGACCUGAUAUAAAGCGGGGAAGUUUCUCUUCUGAAGAAGACCAAAUAAUACAGUUCCACCACCAUGCAAGGCUCGGAAACAAGUGGUCCGAAAUAGAAAAGCAAUUGCCAGGGCGGACCGAUAAUGACAUAAAGAACCACUGGAACACCCAUCUGAAGAAAAGGCUCAAAGACACCAAUGGAUCAUUUGCAUCUCCAUUAUCUUCGUACUUUUCCCUGCUGGAGUUUGAAGCAAGAAUAGGCAGAAAUUUGAUGAACCUAUAUGCCAGAGGAAGUAUUCACUUGGAUCUUAAAUUACCAAGUUCUGCAUAUCAAUCUAUUUGGAUGGUACCAAGUUCUAUUGCAUCUAAUUCUAUGUUUCAAGAACAACAAGUGCUGAACUCAUAUAAUUCUCAAUGUUUGGAUAAGCAUUCCAUAGGAGAAGAUCAAUUCAUCCCAUGUUCAACAAACAUCAGCGCUCAAAUGCUUGAUCGGAGCAGUAAUUUUAGCUUUCUGUCAACAGAAGUUAAUUGUGGGGAUUCUUUAUUUCCAUCAAGUACAUAUAAUCGACAUGGUGAAGCACAAUCGCCAUCAAUUUCACAAGAGCUCUGCCUCAAUUUUACAGAAUUUAUAGACAGAUUGGAUGAAAUGUUUGAAUCUCUACAAUUUAGAGAUUUCAUUAAUACAGAAGAUGAAGAAGGGUAUUGGCAAAAUAUGCCAAAAUUAUAG